UUCCUCCUGAGUCAGGCAGAGGAGAGGAAGCAGGCAGAGCAGCAGGAAAAGGGUCUCUUUGCAGAAAUGGGCCUGGAUUCCUGUGAGGCAGAGAAGACUCCGUUGGACGCCAGAGGGAGGCCACUGGGUGACCGAAGGAUGCCCCCCAGACCUCCUCAUCCAUCUUUUCAUGAGAACGGAGGAGAAGCAGCAGCUGUGGAAACAGAUCUGGGUCCUCUGUGCUUUGAAGAUGUCGCUGUGUAUUUCACAGAGGAGGAAUGGGCGUUGCUGGAUCCUGACCAGAGAGCUCUGCAUAAGGAAGUCAUGGAGGAGAAUCGUAGGAUUGUGGACUCUCUCAGUGGAGAUGGAUUGGAAAUUAUGAACAAGGGGAACCGUGACAACAUUCACACUGUGUGGAAGUUGUAUAAAUAUUUGGAGUGUGGAGAGAGUUAUAGUCUGAGCUCCCAUUCUACUUCACAUAAAAUAUAUCCUACUGGGAAAAAUCGUUAUUGGUACUUGGAAGAUGGUAAGACAUUUCGUCAGAAGACAUUUCUCACUUUCCCUAAAAGAACUCACAGCAGGGAGAAACCCCAUCAGUGUUUGGAAUGUGGGAAGAGGUUCAGUCACAGGGCUGUGCUCAAGGCCCAUCAAAGAAGUCAUACAGGAGAGAAACCCUCUAAGUGCUUGGAAUGUGGAAAGAGCUUCAGGCAGAAAGCUAAUCUCACAGAUCAUCAAAGAAUUCAUACAGGGGAGAAACCAUAUCAGUGCUUGGAAUGUGGAAAGAGCUUCAAACUGAAGAGACAUCUCACUUAUCAUCAAGCAAUUCAUAGUCAGGAGAGACCAUAUCAGUGCUUGGAGUGUGGGAAGAGCUUCAGGGAGAAAUCUAAGCUCACUUCCCAUCAAAGAAUUCAUACAGGGGAGAAACCAUAUCAGUGCUUGGAGUGUGGGAAGAGCUUCAGUCAGAGGGGUCAUCUCACUUCCCAUCAAAGUAUUCAUACAGGGAAGAAACCAUAUCAGUGCUUAGAAUGUGGAAAGAAUUUUAGUCGGAAGGAUACCCUUACUUCACAUGAAAGAAUUCACCGAGUGGAGAAACCAUAUAAAUGCUUGGAAUGUGGAAGGGGCUUCAUUAAGGGCUGCCAGCUCACUUCCCAUCAAACAAUUCACACUGGGGAGAAACCCCAUCAGUGCUUAGAUUGUGGGAAGACCUUCACUCGCAAGAAUAGUCUCACUUUCCAUCAAAGAAUUCAUACAGGGGAGAAACCAUAUCAGUGCUUGGAAUGUGGGAAGAACUUCACUAGCAAGAAUAGUUUCACUUCCCAUCAAAGAAUUCAUACAGGGGAGAAACCAUAUCAGUGCUUGGAAUGUGGAAAGAGCUUCAGGCAGAAAGCUAAGCUCACUUCCCAUCAAAGAAUUCAUACAGGGGAGAAACCAUAUCAGUGCUUGGAAUGUGGGAAGAACUUCACUAGCAAGAAUAGUUUCACUUCCCAUCAAAGAAGUCAUACAGGGGAGAAACUAUAUCAGUGCUUGGAAUGUGGAAAGAGCUUCAGGCAGAAAGCUAAGCUCACAGCCCAUCAAAGAAGUCAUACAGGCGAGAAACCAUAUCAGUGCUUGGAAUGUGGAAAGAAUUUUAGUCGGAAGGAUACCCUUACUUCACAUGAAAGAAUUCACCGAGUGGAGAAACCAUAUAAAUGCUUUGAAUGUGGAAGGGGCUUCUUUAGGGGCUGCCAGCUCACUUCCCAUCAAACAAUUCACACUGGGGAGAUACCCCAUCAGUGCUUGGAAUGUGGAAAGAGCUUCAGUCACAAGCAGGGUCUCACUUCCCAUCAAAGAAUUCAUACAGGGGAGAAACCGUAUCUGUGCUUGGAAUGUGGAAAGAAGUUCACCUGGAAAAAAACUUUCACUUCCCAUCAAAGAAUUCAUACAGGGGAGAAACCGUAUCAGUGCUUGGAAUGUGGAAAGAGCUUCAGUCACAGGCCGGGUCUCACUUACCAUCAAAGAAUUCAUACAGGGGAGAAACCGUAUCAGUGCUUGGAAUGUGGAAAGAGCUUCAGUCACAAGCAGGGUCUCACUUCCCAUCAAAGAAUUCAUACAGGGGAGAAACCAUAUCAGUGCUUGGAAUGUGGAAAGAGCUUCAGUAGGAAGAGAAGUCUGACUUGCCAUCAAAGAAGGCAUACAAGGUAUGAACCCUAUAAAUGCUUGGAGUGUGGAAAGAGUUUCAGUCAGAAGGACCAUCUCAUAUCCCAUCAAAGUAUUCAUACAGGGGAGAAGCCAUAUCGGUGCUUGGAAUGUGGAAAGAGCUUCAAAUGGAAGAAAAGUCUCACUUUCCAUCAAGGAACUCACAGCAGGGAGAAUCAUGGUAUUUGAAGAUGGGUCUCCUAUCUCCUCUCAAUCUCCUCUUUUGCAGUCUAAGCCUACCGAGCUCCUUCUAUCGUUCCUUAAAAGGCUUGGUUUCCAAAUGCUUGAUUAUAUUGGUCACCAUUCUCUGCACAGAUUCCAACUUCUCAAUAUCCUCCUUUGAUUGUGACAUCCAGAAUUGAGCACAGGACUCCAGGUGUGGUCUGACCAAGGCAGAAGGGAACAUAGUCUUACUUCCCAUGACCUGGACAUUAGACAUCUGUUGAUAUAGCCUGAAAUAGCAUUAGCUUAUUUUGCUACUGACUCACCUUGUUGACUCACGUUAAGCUUGUGUCCUUUUCACAUGUGCUGCUGGCAAGCGUGGUGUUUCCCAUAGAAUCAUAGAAUUGUAGAGGUCUAAUGGUCUUAGUGGACCACAAGCUAAACAUGAUUCAAUCGUCUGAUGGCAUCCAGCAUGGAAGGAGUGCCUCCGUUUUUUAGCAUUUUUAGGGUUAGGGUUCCACUGCGGGAGGCAGUGGAAGACAGGAGGGCCUGGCGUGCUCUGGUC
Messenger RNA from Podarcis muralis (Common wall lizard), 2881 nucleotides. The record is from RefSeq and is a predicted model, not a curated record. Lineage: Eukaryota; Metazoa; Chordata; Lepidosauria; Squamata; Lacertidae.